Messenger RNA from Emericellopsis atlantica, 1499 nucleotides. Its product is annotated as CgERG6-2 protein. The coding region runs from base 192 to 1334 and encodes 380 amino acids. The record is from RefSeq and is a predicted model, not a curated record. Gene Ontology annotation, biological process: ergosterol biosynthetic process. Lineage: Eukaryota; Fungi; Ascomycota; Sordariomycetes; Hypocreales; Bionectriaceae. Gene Ontology annotation, molecular function: sterol 24-C-methyltransferase activity. Gene Ontology annotation, cellular component: endoplasmic reticulum. The transcript is spliced from 2 exons.
AAGAUCGAACGAGAUCCAGGGGCCAGAAGGGGUCGUCUGAAAUUGGUGUUAAUUCCCAGGUUGCAAGCGACGCAGUAAUAGAUAAAAAGUCCGGGUAGCCUCCUGACAGUGCCAUUGACCACCAACAACUCUCACACCCCCAUUCUCCCCUUUUUGCAUCAACUGCACAACUCUAUAUCUCCGCUGUCAUCAUGGCUUCCUCCACAAUGUCCAACCUCGAGAAGGAGAACCACCAGCGCGAUGCCGAUUUCAACAAGGCCCUCCACGGCAAGUCGGCCCAGGCCAGGGGCGGCAUUGCUGCCAUGUUCUCCAAGGGCGCCUCUGCCAAGGGCGCUGCUGUCGACGAGUACUUCAAGCACUGGGAUAAUAAGGGCGCUGCCGACGAGACUGCAGAGACCCGUGCUCAACGUCAAGCCGAGUACGCCACCUUGACCAGGCAAUACUACAACCUGGCGACCGAUCUUUACGAGUAUGGAUGGGGCCAGUCCUUCCACUUCUGCCGCUUCGCCUACGGCGAGCCCUUCCACCAGGCCAUCGCCCGCCACGAGCACUACCUCGCCCACGCCAUUGGCAUCCAGGAAGGCAUGCGCGUGCUAGACGUUGGCUGCGGUGUCGGUGGGCCUGCCCGUGAGAUCGCCAAGUUCACUGGCGCUCACAUCACUGGUCUGAACAACAACGACUACCAGAUUGAGCGUGCGACGCACUACGCCCACAAGGAGGGUCUGUCAAACCAGCUCCAGUACGUCAAGGGCGACUUUAUGCAGAUGUCGUUCCCCGACAACAGCUUCGACGCCGUGUACGCCAUCGAGGCCACUGUCCACGCCCCCACCCUGGAGGGCAUCUACAGCGAGAUCUACCGCGUGCUCAAGCCCGGCGGCACCUUUGGUGUGUACGAGUGGCUCAUGACCGACCAGUACGACAACGACAACCUGCACCACCGCGAGAUCCGUCUCGGCAUCGAGCAGGGUGACGGCAUCUCCAAUAUGUGCAAGGUCGAGGAGGCCCUGCAGGCCAUGAAGGCUGCUGGUUUCGAGCUGCUGCGCAACGAGGACAUGGCCAUCCGCGAUGACCCCUUCCCCUGGUACUGGCCUUUGUCUGGCGACAUGAAGUACAUCCAGUCCGUGUUUGAUGUCUUCACCAUCUUCCGCAUGACACACGUUGGCCGUGCCGUGGCCCACAGCUUCGCCGGCUUGAUGGAGACCUUGAGGCUGGCGCCUGCUGGCACCAAGAAGACUGCCGACAGCUUGGCGUGGGCUGCCGACUGCCUGGUUGCUGGUGGCAAGGAGAACCUUUUCACUCCCAUGUACCUGAUGGUUGGCCGCAAGCCCGAGUAAAGGGUGCAGGGAACUAAGUUAAAAGGAAAAGGAUUGGGAAAAGGGUUGCAUGAUUUAGAGCGGAUGAGACAUGAGCUUGUGUAGACGGCUUGCAGCAUACAUACUUUAAUCAAUGAUAAUUACCUCUUUUCUGUACAACAGCUAUCCGUCCUUGCUGCUUGAGCA